AUGAGGAUCGUGCUGCUGGGAAACAGAGUAGCUGGGAGGAGUACCUCAGGAAACACCAUCCUGGGCAGAAAGGUGUUUGACAACUCACAAAGAACAGCUGAGUGUGCGAAGAGAGAUGGAGCAACCGCAGGGAGAUGCAUCACUGUAGUGGAGGCACCAGGAUGGUGGUGUGAUAGCACUGUGGCGCUAACUCCUGAACGUGAUAAACGAGAGAUUCUCCUCAGUGUGUCUCUGUGUCCUCCGGGACCCCAUGCUCUACUCCUGGUCAUUGAUGCCAGAAUACCAUUCACAGAGAAACACAAAAGAUCGAUGCAGCAACACAUGGAGUUGCUGGGGGAGAGAGUAUGGAAGCACUCAAUAGUAUUGUUCAACAGAGGAGACAGUUUUGGAGACACAAACAUUGAGCAGCACAUUGAGAGUGAAGGAAAGUCUCUUCAGUGGGUUGUAGAGAAAUGUGGGAACAGGUAUCAUGUUUUGAACAAUAAGAAGAGAGAUGCUGACCAGGUGGCAGAGCUGCUGGAGAAGAUAGAGGAGAUGGUGUCAGGAAACAGGGGCCAUCACUUUGACUUUGAUGCAAAGAUGAUGGAAGAAGUGAUGAUGAAUAAGGAGGAAGAGGGGAGAAGAGCAGAAGAGAGGAAGAUGAAAGUACAGACACAGAGAGAAACUCUCAGAUCAUCAUCAGGUGACCUGCCCCAACUCUCAGACUUUAAGAUUGUGCUGCUGGGAAACAGAACAGCUGGGAAGAGCUCAUCAGGAAACACCAUCCUUGGACAAUCAAAGUUUGACACCUCAGGAGGAACAGCUGAGUGUGUGAAGAGAGUAGGUGAAAUAGCAGGGAGAAGCAUUACUGUAGUGAAAGCACCUGGAUGGUGGUUUCACUCCACUGUAGAUCAAACCCCUUAUCGUGAUAAACAAGAGAUUGUCCUCAGUGUGUCUCUGUGUCCUCCAGGACCCCAUGCUCUACUCCUAGUCAUUAACUUGAGUCACACAUUCAGAGAGACAAACAGACGAGCAGUGCAGCAACACAUGGAGCUGCUGGGUGAGAGCGUCUGGAGUCACACUAUUGUGCUGUUUACCAGGGGGAACUGGCUGGGAGACACAACCAUUGAGCAGCACAUUGAGAGUGGAGGAGAGAAUCUGCAGUGGGUUGUAGAGAAAUGUGGGAACAGGUAUCAUGUUGUAGAGAACAGGAAGAGUGAUAUUGGCCAGGUGACAGAGCUGCUGCAGAAGAUAGAGGAGAUGGUAGCAGGAAACAGAAAUAGCAGAAAUAUUUGUAUGAAACUGCAAGAGAAGAAUAAGGAAGAAGAGAGAAGAGCAGAGGAGAGGAAGAGGAAGGUGCACAAGCAGAGACAGAUUACAUCAGCAGGUGGAGUUCCACAUAUUUCUGACAUGAAGGUUGUGCUGCUGGGAAACAUAAAUGCUGGGAAGAGUUCAUCAGGGAACACCAUCCUGGGCAGAGACGAGUUUAGCACCUCAGGAAGAACAGCUGAGUGUGUGAAGAGAGAAGGAGCAACAGCAGGGAGACACAUCACUUUAGUGGAGGCACCAGGAUGGUGGAAAAACUACACUGUAGAGCAAACUCCUGAACGUGCUAAACGAGAGAUUGUCCUCAGUGUGUCUCUGUGUCCUCCAGGACCCCAUGCUCUACUCCUGGUCAUUGAUGUGAGUUUUGUGUUCACAGAGACACACAAAAGAGUAGUGCAGGAACAUAUGGAGUUGCUGGGUGAAAGAGUUUGGAGUCACACAAUAGUGCUGUUCAUCACAGUGGACUGGCCGAAAAACGCAACCAUUGAGAAGCACCUUGAGAGUGAAAGAGAAGCACUUCAAUGGAUUGUAGAGAAAUGUGGGAACAGGUAUCAUGUCUUUAAUAAUACAAACAGGGAUGGUGGCCAGGUGGCAGAGCUGCUAGAGAAGGUAGAGGAGAUGGUGGCAGGAAACAAGGGCCAGGGAUUUGACUUUGAUUUAAACUUAACACAACAACUGAUGGAAAAGAAGAAGGAAGAAGAUAGAAGAGCAGAGGAGAGGAAGAUGAAGGUGCACAAGCAGAGACAGACUCUCAGAUCAUCAGCAGACAUUGUGUGUAUUUCAGACAUGAGCAUUGUGCUGGUGGGAAGCAGAUAUGCUGGGAAGAGUUCAUCAGGAAACACCAUCCUGGGUAGAAAGGAGUUUAGCACCUCAAGAAGAACAGCUGAGUGUGUGAAGAGAGAAGGAGCAACAGCAGGGAGACACAUCACUGUAGUGGAGGCACCAGGAUGGUGCAGCAACUUAACAGAGCAAACUCCUAAACGUGAGAAACAAGCAAUUGCCCUCAGUGUGUCUCUGUGUCCUCCAGGACCCCGUGCUCUACUACUGCUUAUUAAUGUGAGUAAGUCAUUCACAGAGACACAGAGAAGAGCAGUUCAGGAACACAUGGAGCUGCUGAGUGAGAGAGUCUGGAGUCACACUAUAGUGCUGUUCACCAGAGGGGACUGGCUCGGAGACACAAGUAUUGAACAGCACAUUGAGAGUGGAGGAGAGGCUCUGCAGUGGGUUGUAGAGAAAUGUGGGAACAGGUAUCAUGUAUUAAACAAUAAGAAGAGUGAUGGUGGCCAGGUGACAGAGCUGCUGGAGAAGAUAGAGGAGAUGGUGGUGAGAAACAGAGGAGAAUGGAGUAUGGAGGAGCCUAUUAAUUUUAGUGAAGGCUUUCCUGAUGACCUCUCCAUGGGUGAUUCUGCACAUGCUAAACCAACACCUGAAUCUCAGGCCUAUAAGCAGCUCAGCACUGCUGCCUCUACUCAGAGCUCUGGGUUUGGCUCGGCUGAAACAGGGGAGAGGAGUGGAUCUGCUGAGAAGUGGCAAGCGUUCCAAGUGAAAACGCCCUUUGUGGAUGAAACCACAAUUCGUGUUAAUUAUACAGCAUGCAUCGGCCAAGGCGCUUAUGGAAAAGUUUACAGGGGAUCAUACCAGGGAACAGCAGCUGCUGUAAAGAUUUUGGCAGUAGGAGACAAUCCAGUGAAAACAAAUGAGUUCAUGGUAGCUUUGCAUUUAUCUCACCCCAACAUUGUGUGGAUGAUGGCUGUAGCCACAAGUGAGACACAGAUCCUCAUUGCUAAUGAGUACAUCCAUGGUGCCAACCUGCAGCAGGUUGUUUACACAGACACUCCUAUCCAGCUGCAGCCUGAGGACAAACUGUUUGUGGCUUUAGAGAUUGCUAUGGCUGUUGAAUACAUCCAUGGUAAACAGAUCAUCCACCAAGAUCUGAAACCAGCUAAUAUAAUGAUUGCAGCAAAGAACAGACAGGCCUACCUCACUGACUGGGGUCUGGCAAACCUAAAGGAAACCCUAACAAGCAGUCAGACAGGGGCUCACUGUGGCCCAAUUGGAGGAACCCCUCCCUACAUGGCUCCAGAAUGCCUAGUGGAGUGUAAGAAAUGCAGCACCAUGUCAGACAUGUGGUCUCUUGGCAUCACUCUUCUGGAGAUGUUCACCAACUCUAAACCUUGGACAAACAGUGACAAACAAGAAAUUCGUGAGCUUCUUUAUAAUCGAAAACCUCCUCUUGCUCUGCCUGAAUUACCGCCUGCUCUGGAUGACAUUGUGAGACCACUGAUCGAAUAUGAACCCAAGUCGCGCACGCAUGCCAAAGAUCUGGUGAUACUGUUGAAGUCAAAAGUUGAUCUCACUAAAAGAUACGGGUAUACAUGGUAGGAAAACACUUGUCAAGAGAUAUUUGGAACCUCUGAUUGUAUGUGUUUUUAUUGUUUAUCAAUAAUAUAUUAAUUAGCCUAUUAAUUAUAUAUUGCAGGUUCUGUAAUCUUUUAAUGUCAACAUGUAUUCCUUUACUCCAUCAUGCAUAUCUGACCAUUUCUCAAGAUAAAUGUUAAAUAGACUGCAAGUUUCAAAUGUAACUGAGUGUGCAAAUGUAAUUACGUUUUCGAGGGUUAAGUCAACGUUCCUAUGAUCCUCCAGAUUUGAUUUAAUGCAGUGUGCUACACUGUGUGGAAGUUCAUUCUUUGUGACCGUCUUCGGCUCAAUAAAUGCAAAGAAAUACAAAUGUCUCCGUUAAACACAGAGCAUGUUGGAUACAUCACUCAUUUGUCACAUUGUAUCUGUGCCACGGUAACUGCACACUGCUACAACAAACACCAACAGCUGGGUCUGUGUACACCU
Molecule: messenger RNA, 4149 nt
Organism: Sardina pilchardus (European sardine)
Lineage: Eukaryota; Metazoa; Chordata; Actinopteri; Clupeiformes; Clupeidae
Exons: 9
Coding region: 1-3687 (1228 amino acids)
Biological process (GO): protein phosphorylation
Molecular function (GO): protein kinase activity; GTP binding; ATP binding
Source: RefSeq, a predicted model, not a curated record